Messenger RNA from Schistosoma guineensis, 477 nucleotides. Lineage: Eukaryota; Metazoa; Platyhelminthes; Trematoda; Strigeidida; Schistosomatidae. The record is from the annotation of a GenBank genome assembly.
AUGUUGACACUUUUAGUUCUCACUGCCGUCUGUUUGGAUAGCACUUUUGGAGACGGCUCGUCUAUAAAAAAGGAAUUUUCUGUCCAACCAGGUGGUAAAAAGUACUCGUCGACAAUUGAAAGGGAUGGAAUAAAAUGUACUUUCACUUAUGAAUGUCAAGGUGGAACGAACGAGCGGGAAGUCUGCCUUGAAGUCCAUCGGUGUUUGUAUGUGAUAUCUGCUCCCGUUGCUAUCUUUGGCCGUAACUAUCGAACAUUGUGGAGGAUGAGGAAAUGUAGAUCAGCUUCUGUAAAUAUUCAGGAAGGUCGGUCAAGAUCUUUCGAAAUCACCGUAAAUGGAAAUCUAAUUUUUUCAAAACUAAAGUGUGGUAGUUUUCCUUCAACAGAAGCCAUCAUUUCUGAAUUGAUUAACAUUGAGAAUGGUGAAACACCUAAUGAAGUAAUUGAAUAUGAAUCAUCCAAUUGUAAUUUACUUUAG